Daktulosphaira vitifoliae (grape phylloxera) is the source of this 5029-nucleotide messenger RNA. RefSeq lists its product as uncharacterized. The record is from RefSeq and is a predicted model, not a curated record. The transcript has 4 exons. The coding region runs from base 104 to 634 and encodes 176 amino acids. Lineage: Eukaryota; Metazoa; Arthropoda; Insecta; Hemiptera; Phylloxeridae.
AUAUUAGUAUUUAAUUAAAGAGAGGCUUUAUUUAAUUUUAAACCACCUGUCAAUUCAUUUCUAAACUAAAUUCGAAACACAACACAACAAAAAAAAAUUCAAUAUGUUUUUAAAAAUUGGUUUUGUUAUAUGCUUUGCAUCUGUAGCGUUUGGAUUUCCAAAAAGCGAUGAUCAAAAUGAACUAGUCCAUACAGUCCUUAAUUCAAUGUCCAAUGUAGGAAGAGAACUUUCAAAAGUUAUUUCUGAUGACUCUGAUAAAUACUCUGUCGAUUUUAAUGGCUUAUACAAAAAAUAUGAAGUGGACAACAAAGCUGAAGAUGCUAAGAAAUUUUUACAAAAUCAAUUUAAAACUGGAACAGAAGCUUUUAACCAACAAAUCAAAAACAUUGAUAUGACUUAUGAAAAUGAAUUGAAAAAAAUCUCUGAUAUGAUAAAAAAAGAUGAUCCUGCUCUUGGAGAAAAAUUCAAUAAAUACUAUGAUUUAACUUGUCAAUUGGAUAGGUUAACAGAAGAUAUAAUCAAACAUACAUUGAGCUCAGAAAAAAUGACCUCUACAUUUGAAAAAGUUAAAAAAGAUGCAUUUGAACCAAUGCAACGAAAACUCAUAGAAAGUAUUAAAAAACUAGAAUACUAAUGAGAAAAAUGAAACAAUAAAAAACAGAAAAGAAGGAUAAUGAUGAACAGGGCUCGUAACUUAAUGAAUUUAUAAAGUUUAUUUUAGUUAUCUCGAGUAUAUCUACGAUAAAUUAGGGGAUCAUUCGACUUAGAACAAAAAGUAUUCCUGUGGCAAUAUAUAAACUAAUAAUAAUUUUUCACGGAGUUGGAUGUCUCAGAAAAAGUUUAAACAAAUUUUAUAAAUACAUCCCGAGCCCUUAUGAAGAAUAAUUAAAUGAUAUUUUAUAAAAUAAAAGUUAAUAUUAACUGCAAUGUUUAUUCAUUCUAUUCGACACAUUUAAAGCUGUUCAAAAAUGAAAGUUUAAAAUCGUUAAAAAAAUAUAUUACUAUUUUACCUGAAUAAAUAAAAUUACACUUCUUCACUCUAUAGAGAAAUACAAGGAUAGGAGCCGUGGUAUAUGUUGUUCGCUGACAAUAUAGAGUAAUAGAAGGAAAUAAGAUCAGCUUUUGAAGAAAAGGGCUUAAGAAUAUGUAGGAGUAAGACAGUGUAUUAGAGUACGAGUUUGACAAAAGUGAACACGAGGUAGAUGAAAUAAAAAGACCAGUGACAAUAGGUGAGGACGUGAUUGAAGAGAUGGAGAGUUUUAAAUAUUUAGGGUCAGUUGUGCAAAAGAGUGGUGGUAUUGACGAGGAUGUAAGACACAGAAUUAAGUGCGGGUGGUUGAAGUAGAGAGAAGCAUCUAGUCUGUUAUGCGAUAAAAGAAUUCCAAAGAAACUGAAAGGUAAAUUCUACAAGACUGUUAUAAGGCCAGCUAUGGUGUAUGGUUCAGAGUGUUGGGAGGUUGAUAAGAAAGUAGAGCAGAGAAUGAGUGUAGUAGAAAUGAGAAUGCUUAGAUGGAUACAUGGAGUGACUAGAAAAGAUAGAAUAAAAAAUGAGCAUAUAAGAGAAAGUAUAGGUGUAGCGUCAAUCGUGGAGAAAAUGAGAAAAAAUAGACUUAGAUGGUUUGGUUAUAUUAUGAGGUGAGAGAUGGAGGGAUGUAAUUGAAUGAUGUAGAAUUGAAGCGAUGUAAAUGCAAUAUGAGGACGGUUGAUAUGAGAGUAGAUGAUGUGGUAGAUCGUCUCAAAUGGAAGUUUUGGACGAGAGUGUUAAUCCCAAGUAGUUGGGAUUAAGGCGAGGAAAAAGAAAAAGAACACUUCUUCACUCUAUCAGAAAUAUUUCAGACUGUAUAGAAGUAAAGCGUACAAUAAUAUUUAAAAUUAUUUAAUAUAAAUUACUUAUGAGAACAUUUAGAUAAAAAUAAAAAUAAAUAAAAUUUUUUGAGUAUUUUAAGUAUUUUUUUUUUAAUAUUUAAGGUAAUACAUAAAAAAUAAUUUCUGUUACAAUUUUGGUCACUUGGAAAUAUUUAUAAAUUGACAAUUUAUAUUUAAGAAUUUUUUUGUUUUGUAUUAUACUAAUAAGCCAUAUUGUACAAUUGUAGUCGGACAUUUGCUUUAGGAGAGAAGUAAAAUUUAAGAUAGUUGAAUAAUAUGUGAGACUUAGAUAUAACAACUAUAAAAAUUACAUUUCAAUAUAAGAGCUAUUAGAAUUUAAUUAGUAUGUGUUAUAUAUUAUAUGCUUAGCAGUUGUAAUGAUAACUGUUAUCAAAAUACGUUUAUGCAAUUUUUUAGUAAAUUUUGUUACUUUAUUUAAUUAUGUUUUUAUUUUUUUAAUUUUAAAUAUUAAUCACAAGUGAUAAAUUUUUAUACUUCAUUUUACAUUUACAGUAUUGCAAUUAAUAACCAAUUAUCAAAUAAAAUUUUUUACUAAUUUUGUUUUGUUUCAAAACUUUAAAAUAGGCAUUUUUUUACAAACAAAUGAUAUGGGGCGUUAACAAAUUUAAAACAAGUGUUUAUCAAGCAUUUUAUUACACAAAGUGGAUUUGUAGCACGGGUGUUUAGAGUCCGUAUUGGUGUACGUAUACUCAGUCCGCGUUUCAUACUCACUUUGUGUAUUUAAAUGCUUGCAACUUGAGAAGUACUUGUUUUAUAAAUACUAAAGUGUUUAUCAAACCAUCAAAACUUUUAUUAAAUCUUAUUUUUUAAUUUUUUUAUUAAUGAUUGAUAAUAAAAAUAUGCUUUAAAUAUAGUCUUAAAUUAUAAUAGUUAUUAAAAACAAAAAUUUUAACGAAAUGAUAAUUGGAUCAAAAGUAAUUGAAUUUGUCAUAUCUUAGUGACUCACUCUGUGUGUAUAUAUUAUACUUUAUAAUGGUAGAUAUAACUAUUUUUUAAAGCCAUCCUCAUAUGUGAAACAAUUUAAUAAGUAAAUAUAUUUAUUUACAUUGUUAAAGUAAUAAAAAUAAUAAGGAAAACUUAAGUACAUUUUAGCUUCGAUGCGAACUGAGAAGGUAUUAGUUUUACUAUGAUAUGUAUUUUUUUUUGUGUCUGUUACCACUUUUUCUCAGAUUUCACUGAACCGAUUUCUUUCAACGAUACGUUAAAAGAUAACAAAUCGUAUCUAGUCGAAGAUAUUACCCUCAAAAAUUGAAAACAUUUCCCUCGUUCCCCGGAAAUGGAAGAAUCCUCCAAAAAAAUUACAAAUUUAAAAAUCGCUAGUUUUCGAAUUUUUUUUCUUAAAACUGCUAUAACUUUUUUAAAAAUGACAAAAUCGAUAUAAUUUUAUUUUUAUAAAUGCAUGAUGUCUUUAUCUAUCAUUUGAUAUACUUUUUUUAUAAAUCUGAUCCUUUAUCUGCCCACAGAGGGGGAUUUAAAAUGACAACUUAACUUUUAAAAGUUUUCCGAAAAGUCUGAUACUUUUAUAUAUAUUUUAAAUUAAAGUUAAUGUAAUAUACUUUAUCAUGGAAAAAAAAAUUUCGGACUUUAUUUUAUCUUCGUGGUGAAAAUAGACAUCAAAGAUAAUAAACUUAACUUUGUAUUUUUGUAAAAAAAUUCUUUUUUAUAUUUUUAACUUUAUAAUGCUAUAACUUUUUGAAAAACGUAUGGAUCUUUACAAUUUUUUAAUGAGAAGUAGUAUUUAUACAUCUUUCAUUAGACAUACUUUAUCUUAAUCAGGAUAUAAAUAAGGAAAUAGGAGAUCAUAUAGCUUUUGGAAUAGUCUACUAAUUUUUUAAAAUUAAACACUAUCUAAAGAUUUGCAUCGAAGCGUUUUUUAUGAUAAUGAUUUUAUUCACUGUCAGAUAUUAUUAUACUUGACCCAACUAUGCCACGUCAACAUUGUGCAGCGACCCCCCUGUACUGGGUUUUUAAAUACAAAAGCAAUCGGUAUCAAUGUAGAGUAUGUAAUAAAUAAUAAAUAUAUCAAUGUUUGACUAAAGAAAUUUAGGGGACAACUACCCAAUUGCUCCUCUAUAUUUACCUCAGUCGGCCGUAAAGGCACUAUUUAGUAUUACUGUCGACCAAAAGGACUUAUAAUAAAUUUAUAAUAAACGAAAUCGAAAGCUAAAAUUCAAUCGGUCGAUUAAAUCGAUUUGGUUGGUCUCUUAAAAAAUAAACUUUGUUAUGCCCUUGAUAAUAUCUAUUUCUAAAAUGAAAAAUAAUAACUUGAACUUAAAAGUCGCCUUACAAAAUACUAUGAAUCAAAUUUAUAAAUAUUUAAAAACAAACAAACAAAUAAAUAAAAUUAAUAUUUUUUUAUUUUUUUAUUUUUAUAUAUUUCUAGAUUUAUUAAUAAUUAAAUUUACCCUUUUACUUUAUAAGGUUGUCAACUUCAUUUUUUUAGAUGACAUCAUAUAUAUUUAAAUAGCUAAUAAGAUAAUGACUAGUAGACUUUUGAAAUAGUACUUCGGAAAUUAUUAUGUUUUAUGAUAUUUUACAUAAAACAUAAAAAAAUUAUUACUCCAUUUAAAAAAAAAAGUAGUUACUUGUCCUUUUCAAAAGAAGGUUAUGAUAGUGAAUUAUGAUUCGAAUAUUUAUAACGUUAUAAGCAAAAAAAGUAGCAACAUUGAAACGGUAAAUGAAAAUAAAUAAAUACCGUUUUAAUAUUAAAAACGUUAAAUGUAAAAAUUGUAAAAUGUUUAAAUGAAAUCACGUUAAACUCAUUUAUAAGAUAACCAUAUAUUAUAUUUAAACGUUAAACGAAAAAAAUAGUUUUAAUCCGAUAUAAGUAAUAUUUUGACAAUACUAAUAUUCGAGAUUACCAUGUGGGAUAUAUUAUGUAUAUAUGUGUUUAUAUUUAUAUAAAAAAUAAAUAAAAGUUCUUUAAUUUUGAUUUAUAAUCAUAAAUUUAUUUAUUAAAAAUAAAAAUUAUACAAAAGUAAAAUUGUAAUAAUUAAACUAGUGAAAAAAUUCAGGUUUUAACUUAAAUCCAAAUAUUUUUAAUUUAAUGUUGUACAGUAGUUAUUUUUAUUAAUUAAAGUUGAACUGUGAAUACGUUUGUUUUUCAGACUUUGAUCAUUGAACAUUUGCCAUCUAAGCAGAA